CCGCGUCUUCUGCCUUUCCAGCGACUUCCAAGUCUGCUGAACGUCUCUCUUUGGUCUCCAGGUUUGUGUCUGUGCAUAUUUUGGUCUGUUUCUGUCAACGGACUUGCGUCUCCGACUGCGCAGCAACGGGGUCGGCGAACCUUCUGUAACGCGAAGCACAUCUCGCGGUGGACUUUGUCGCUUGAAUCCGGUAAGAACCCCCCAGAUUUGACCAUCGUUCAGUCGCUCGUUUCGUUUUCGUCUCUUUAUUCGUUUCCGAAGCGUAUCAUCUCAAUUCUCCACAUAAGGCCUUUUCAUUUCGCUAGAGCCUAGUCGACCCAGCAGCCGAGUUCCGGGACUUCCGCCGGCGGCGGGGUCCUUUCCUCCCCGCGAUGGGUUUCUGAGUCCAGGCAGUUCCCACUACCGCGUCGCGCCUUUUGUUUGUGUCGGCCUGAGUGCCACGAAUCUCGCCUGUGUCUCGCGUCCCGCGGGAGUCAAGCUCUCCCCUGCCAAUUCACCAAGCGUCCUCUCUGCUCUCCGACGACGCUCCCCGCACCAACUCGCCGGCCUCCCGAGACGCGAGGCGCCGCUUCGAGGCUCAUGCCGCACAGCGCCAUGUCCCUCUUCUUCCUUCCCUUCUGUUGGACUCAACAGCUGCACGAUGACUGACGCCGUUUCUUCCGACACCGGCGAGUCAGCCGACAGGGGGGCCAGCUCUGCGACUGAGGGCGGAGACGGCAAGGCCGAUGGAUCGCCUCUCCACGCCCAGGACGUAUCCGAUUCAUCUCGGCUUUCUGCCUGCUUCGCUUCCUUCUCGCCGGGUGAGCCUCCAGCUCGCUCUUCCCCUCUCGACCGCAACGGCUCGGUGGCUGUCGUGGACUUCCUCGAGUCGGCUGGCGUCCGAAACCCCGCGUCUGUGGCCAUUGCGCUGCGAACUACGUUGGGUGUCUUUACAGUCGAGGACCUCCUCUUGGCAGUCUUCUUCGACGUGGACGAGGAGACGCUCUCGGCGUCCUGCGUGGGCGCCGAGGCUGCCUGCCCCGGCCUCCGGCCCCAAACGCUGUCGCGCUUCUCUCGCUUUCUCUCGAGUCUCUCUCAGUUCCAGGAGCGGCGCGACAGCGGGCAUCAGACGGCAUCGAGUCUGUCCUCGCUGUCGGGAAGUCCUUCGCCUCGCUCGAACUCGACUCGGGUCCUCAGAGGCGACUCUGCAUCUGCGUGUCUCGUCCCCACUGUCUCCGCGUCCACAGCCUCAGUGUCUGGAGACUCAGGCGACGCGGCGUCUCUCUGUCUCUUUCCUGCAUCUGAAAACAGGAGCCGCGUCGCCUCGCAAGCCUCAUUGGAGAGGAGGGAGCUCCCUGACUCGGUCGGCUCUUCACCUGCUACUCUUCUCCAAGAAGCAGCGAAGCAGCUCGCCUCCGAGGGUCUCCAGCCGACGUUCGCUCAGGAGCGUCACUUGGACCUCUCGGCCGCUGUGCCAGGGCGGAAGGCGACUGCAUGCGAGGCUGGGGAGCGGCUGCGGCCGCGGUGUACAGCCCCGCAAGAGACGAAGGACGCAGACCGCUCCGCAGACAGCCAGGGAGAAGAAGUCUGCUCGUGCUGCAGGAGCCCCCUUUUCCUCGAAGACGGAUCGACCGAGUGUCUCUGUCGCUAUGUUCGCAGCCGCAACAUGGAGCGGCUCUCCGACGUCUCUGAGGAAGAGAAGAGAGAGAUGGUUCUCCGGCUCGUCGCCUUCGCGAAGGAACAUCUCAGCGAAAUCGAGUUCGCGUUGCUUCCGUACAGCGUCAGAGCGGCGACUAGAAAACUGAAACACCGUGGCAUCUCCUCCUUCGCGCGCAUCGCCUCUGUGUGCCUCACGGGUGUGGACCCUUUCCUCCAACCUGCUUCUUCUUCCUCUGCUUCUUCCUCUUUGGCUUCUUCUUCCUCCUCUGCUUCCUCUUCGGCUUCUUCUUCCUCCUCUUCUUCCUCUUCGUCUUCUGCUUCCUCUGCUUCCUCUUCGUAUUCGUCUCCUUCUCCCUCUUCUUCUUCUUGUACUUCUUCUCCUUCUCUCUCUUCGUCGUUCCUUCCCGUUGGGCGUCGUCCGAAAGACUGGCUGAGAGAAGAGGGGGGCCUCUCUUCGCAGGAGGCCUCUCAUGUUUUCAAGGCUACUCGCCAGGUCGCUGCAGACCGUAUCCGCUUUCGCUUCGCCUCGGCCUUUUCCUCGUACUCGCCUCGGGAUCUCCUCGGCCGCGUCGACAAAGACAUUAAACAAAUCGCCGACAGAGUGUAUUCGUCGGUGCAAUUUGAUCGCUGGGUGUUUGACAACGUGAUCGACACUCCGUACGUCCAGCGACUGCGCCAGCUGAAACAGCUGGGGGCAUGCAUGGUUGUUUUUCCUUCUGCAACUCACACGCGCUUCGAGCACUCUUUGGGGGUUGGGUAUUUGGCUCGCACCUUUUUCUCCAAAUUGGCUCUGAAGCUCGGCUUCUCCACCUCGCCUGGUUGCUCCGCAGGGCUUCCCGGGUGUAUAGACACCUCGGCGUGCUGCUGCGCGCUGGCGCUUCCGCCCUCCUGGAGCCGCGCCUCAGCCUUUCCGUUCAUCGCGAAGAAGGCUGUUCGGCCUCGAGACCCACAGCUGGACGUCGAGCGCGAGGAAGGUCUUCCGGCGUCCUUCUCCGGGCGGCAAACUCUCUCCUCCUCCGCGUCGGCGGCUUCUCGCUGCGGCUCCGACUCGACGCCUUUCCCGCAGACUUGGGUGGCUGGGGCGUCUGCGGAGUUCCCCGCCUUCGCCUCGCCCUCCUCCAGUUCGCUUCUGAGUGCAGCUCUGGACGGCGCGGAGGCAGGCUGUUGCUCGCACUGCGGGAGCUUCGUGCUCAGCGACGCGUUUGCUCCGAACAUCUUUGGACAGACUUGGCGUUCGCAGGGGAGGGAAGUCGCUCGGCUCGCGAACUGCGUGGAAAUCGCCGGACUCUGCCACGACCUCGGCCAUGGGCCGUUCAGUCACUCCUUCGAAGGCGGCUUCGUCAACCAUCCCGAGAUCCGCGGCAAAAACGGUGGUAGCUGCCUUCUCACCGCGCCGCUGUGGUCGCAUGAGCAAAUGUCUCUCCAGAUGGUCGAGAAAGUCUUCGCACCUUUGACGGACGUUGGCGAGAGAGAAGUCGACGAGGAAGACCUGGAAAUGGUCAGAAACAUGAUCGCAGGCGUCCCCCCGGAGUGGAUGCGGCGCUCCGCCACCGGCUUGGAUCCCCUCGACUCACUCACUCGAGCCAGCUUCGACAUCGUGGCGAACAAGCGCAACGGACUCGACGUCGAUCGCUUUGACUACUGUCGGCGAGACGCGGCCAUUCUGCCGCCGUCUAAUCCGCUGCCGUCUGCGGCGGUGAAUCGCCUGCUGGACUACAGCAGCGUGAUCGACAGCGAAAUCUGUUUCAACAUCAAGGAGUUGCACACCGUCUUCAACCUCUUCUACACUCGCUUCUCCCUCUUCAAGACAGUCUACACACACCGCAUGGUCAAAGCCAUGGAGCUCAUGCUCUGCGAGGCCUUCCGCCGCGCAGACCCAACUUUCCUCUGGAGCGAUAAAAUUCACUCGCCGGAUGAGUUUCUCGAACUCACGGACGAGAGACUUCUGUACGACGUUCGCGCCCAUCCACUUUUUUCCGGGCGCUCAAAAUUCACGACUGACUUGGACGACGAAGAACGAGAAAAUCUUACGGAGGCGAAGCGCCUCAUCGACUUGGUCACGCGAAACCGAAAGUCUGCAGACAUCUACAGAUUCGCCGGCGAAGUCCCUCUACAGGAAUGCGACAGCCACAAACUGCGAGAGUUAGAGGCCCUCGCUACACCGGAAACCAUUGUUCAGCAUGCUCCCUGCAACCCACCGGGUCUCCCGGGAGUCGCCUCCGACAGCAGCCGUCUGAAGGCACAAGACCUCAUCGUCGACUGGAACACGAACCACUACGGACAAGGGCAGGAAGACCCUCUGCAGUGCGUGAGGUUCUACAGCCCCGACAACGAAGACGUAUCCUUCCUUGCAUGCGACGAAACGCGCAGACUGUAUCCCAAGUCUUUCCAAGAAAGAUACCUGCGCAUGUACUGUAAAGACAGCCGAAAACUGGAAGUGGCGAAGGCCGCUUUCCAAACCUUCUGCCGACACUACGGACUGACCAGACAGUUCGAUGCGUCUGCGGUUCCGACGAUCACUCAGCCGUGGAGCUGGACUCGAGGUGGCGGAGCGCUCUGUUCUCUCGUUCGGCGCUCUGUCUCUCGGCGGCGCUCCUCCGUCUCUUCUUCUGUGCGUCGUGGGAGCUUCUCAACGGAGUACGAUGCGCCGGCGCGGACUCUCGACUGUCCUGCCCACCCCUGGGCCACAGCAGGCUGGUGUACGUCCAGCCGCGCGCCCGGCGUCGACUGCAGCCGAAGCAUCGCGAGCUUCUCGCCUUCUCGCUCUUCCUCGCUGCACAGCCCAGACAGGUCGCCAGCCUGGCGUGCCUGUGGCUCUUUGCCGCGUCUGCAGAUCCGUCGACAGGCGCAUGAAUUCAUUUAUUUCCGUCCAUCAGCUGCCGCGCGAGCAGGCGAACUCCGCGAGGGAUUUCCGGCGUCGCAUGCGCGGCGACACACGGGGCUCGGACCCGACGCUACGCGAGACGAAGACAGUUCUCCGCUCAGGGCAGACACGGUCAGGAGAGGCGAGGCGGAAGGAGUCGACAGUGGCGAGAGCCAGGGCGGGGCUGCGACCUGGCAAGGUCCCCACCUCCGCGGCGGUGUACGUACACCUGAAGACGCCAGGGUGAAAAGGCAGAAACUGUUAGGGGACAAGCAGGGAGCGUGAGGGAGGAGGGUAUUCUUGUUGUUUGGUAGAGAGCGGCGUGAGAGAAGGGGAGAAGCUGCGUUUUUACCUGUGAACGUAGGAAGAGCAGACGCGCGGGGGAGAGUCGUGACAGUGCUAUCAAGGAGGUGAGGCGGAGCGAGACCGGGCGACUCGGUGGAAGCGAAGAGACUGAGGACGAGGAGGGCCCUAGAGAGAAGAGGAAAGGGACACAAGGGGGUUGAGGUUCCUCGGUUGAGGGGGGAGAACGAAAAACCGAGUGAUUUGUAGGCUGAGGACGGCGACAGAGAAGGAGGGAAAUACGAGGAAGACGGGGAGGAAACAGAGAGGAAGAAAGCUCACGAGAACGGGAGAAGCCGAGAAAACCGUCAGGAGGUGUGAAGUGAAAUUGGUCCAGAGGGACAUCUCUCCACGAAGGCGGAAAUGUGGAGGAAAAUGAAGCUACGAGAGAAGAGGAGGUUACCGUUUACUUUAAAAAAAAACACAGGGGAGAAAGGGGAGUUUACCAUUGGUUUGCGGGGACUGAAGACGGGGGGGGGGCCUUUGUCUCGCUUUGUUCGUUCGAGGAAGAGAAGAGAAAACAAAGGUGCAUCUUAAGGUGAAGACGACGCCGAUCUUAAGAUGUGGAUUGUAGAGACAAAAUGCGCUAAACAGCAGCUUCCGUUGUGUUUAUGCGACAGAUCCUUUGCUGUGUUCUACUCACUCUCUCGACUUGAGAGGAGUGCCUGCUACCCUCUCAGCUCUUACCGCCUUUCUUUGCCUCUCUCUUCGUGUGAGCUUCUUCUCAUGGGGUCUGAAUGUCUCGCUUUCUCUCGCAUAUAGUCUCUCUAUCCUCUCUCUUUCUCUUUCUCUCCCAAAUCUUCUGUUGCCUCUCUCUCCCUCCCGAGUGUUCCCCCUUCCAGUACCCUUUUCGUUUUUUUCCAAUUCUCUCCCUGUUUCCGCCUCUCGUUUCUCUCUCCCUCCUCAGUGCACUUGCUCUCUGUCUCAGGCUUCUUCCUUUCCUCGUCCUUCCUGGGUGCCCUCGUUGUUCUUCCUUCCUCUUAGGAACGGAGUACCGCAUGCGAGGAACUGUCUCCAAUCUUACCAAAUCAUGUCG
Molecule: messenger RNA, 5879 nt
Organism: Toxoplasma gondii ME49
Lineage: Eukaryota; Apicomplexa; Conoidasida; Eucoccidiorida; Sarcocystidae
Product: metal-dependent phosphohydrolase HD domain-containing protein
Exons: 8
Coding region: 641-4786 (1381 amino acids)
Biological process (GO): dGTP catabolic process
Cellular component (GO): nucleus
Molecular function (GO): dGTPase activity
Source: RefSeq, a predicted model, not a curated record